This is a messenger RNA of Mus caroli (Ryukyu mouse), 5003 nucleotides long. It is a transcript of the gene Nhsl3, whose product is annotated as NHS like 3. NCBI's taxonomy places the organism in Eukaryota, Metazoa, Chordata, Mammalia, Rodentia, Muridae. The record is from RefSeq and is a predicted model, not a curated record. Gene Ontology annotation, biological process: cell differentiation.
UCCGGCGGCGGCCGCCCCCGCGCAUGGGCGCCGCGCUGCAGGGGGCCUGACCCCCGCCGCCGGCACCGCGCCUCCCCAGCUCCGCGCCAUGGCGGCCCGCGCGCCCCCCGCCGCACCUGCGGCCGACGAGCCUGGGAGCCCCGGCGGCCCCCCGCGCAGGAAGAAGUCCCGCUCCGGCCUCCGCCGUGCCUUCAGCUGGCUGAGGGGCAAACGGCGCAAGAAGAAGGCGGCUGGGGCCGAGGGCGCCGAGUCCACAGCCCCGCGGGCUAAGAAAGCGGACGACAAGGCCAAGCGGGCCAAGGGCAAAAGCCGAGGCUCUGCUAAGGCCGAGAGUGACAACCAUCAGGGCGCAGGGCCCAGCCAGGGGCCAGGAUCUGUAGGAGAUGAACUUCAGGACAACGUUUUCUUCCCCAGCGGGAGACCUCCUCAUCUGGAAGAGCUGCACACACAGGCCCAGGAGGGGCUCCGCUCCCUACAGCACCAAGAAAGACAGAAGCUGAGCAAGGGUGGCUGGGACCAUGGAGACACCCAGAGCAUCCAGUCCUCCCGGACGGGGCCGGAUGAAGACACCAUCUCCAUCUGCAGCCAGAAGUCAUACUUGACAGAGAGCUCCACCGCGGAGGAUGCGCUCUCCAUCCGCUCAGAGAUGAUCCAGCGCAGAGGCUCCACCUUCAGACCCCAUGACUCAUUUCCCAAAUCUGGGAAGUCAGGAAGGCGACGGAGGGAGCGAAGGAGUACGGUGCUGGGGCUGCCUCAGCAUGUGCAGAAGGAGCUCGGCCUGCGGAACAACCGUGAGGCACCGGGCACUCCACAGCCUCCUGGUUCACGGGACGCUGUCCGCAUCCCCACGGUGGAUGGUCGCCCAGCGGGUCUGGCCUUAGGGACAGGAGUCCGAGUGUCCCUGCAGGCUCUGGAGGCGGAAACAGAGGCCGGCACGGAUGCAGAGGCUGUCAUCCAGCGCCACAUUGACCGUGUUUACCACGAUGACACACUUGUUGGCCGAUCCACGGGAGCCCGGCCACCGCCACUGACGAGGCCAAUGUCUCUCGCAGUGCCUGGAUUGACAGGAGGAGCAGGAUCUCCAGAGCCACUGAGCCCAGCCAUGUCAAUUUCACCCCAGGCCACCUACUUGUCGAAACUGAUCCCGCACGCUGUGCUGCCGCCCACCGUGGAUGUGGUGGCCCUGGGCCGCAGCAGCCUGCGCACUCUGAGCCGAUGCAGCCUGCUGUCUGCCAGCCCAGCUUCGGUUCGCUCCCUGGGCCGCUUCUCCUCGGCUUCCAGUCCACGGCCCCGCAGCCGCAACGCUUCCUCGUCCAGUGACAACUGGAGCCACUCUCAGUCCUCCGAGACCAUUGUGUCUGAUGGGUCCACUCUCUCCUCCAAGGGGGGCUCUGAGGGCCAGGCAGAAGGCUCUAUAGCUAGCAAUAAUGUGGCGCCCCCUCCUCCAGGCGGUAGUGGGCGGGGCUCCCCCAGCGGGGGUAGCACUGCGGAGGCCUCAGACACAGCCAGCAUCCGAAGCAGUGGGCAGCUGUCUGGCAGGAGUGUGUCCCUGCGUAAGAUGAAACGGCCUCCCCCGCCUCCCCGCCGGACCUACUCCCUCCAUCAGCGCGGCUCGGCAGUGCCUGAUGGGCCCUUGGGGUUGCCGCCCAAACCUGAGCGAAAGCAGCAGCCACAGCUGCCUCGCCCGCCCACCGCAGGUGGCUCUUCAGGGGUGGGGCCAGUAUCUUGUCCACCCAGCUCAGCGGGCACCUGGGGCUCUGGCUUGUCCCCAGGUGGCUCCAGGCGGCCCCCACGUUCCCCAGAACGGACACUUUCACCUUCAAGUGGCUACUCAAGCCAGAGCGGUACCCCAACUCUCCCUCCCAAGGGUCUGGCAGUUGCCCCUGCUUCUCCAGGCAAGGCUCAGCCCCCCAAACCAGAUCGAGUGACAUCCCUUAGAUCUCCUGGGGCCUCCGUAUCCUCUUCCCUUACAUCUCUGUGUUCCUCUUCUUCAGACCCUACUCCUUUAGACCGCUCUGGCCCACAAAUGUCUACCCCCUUGAGUGACAGGUUCGUCAUACCUCCUCAUCCCAAGGUGCCUGCUCCUUUCUCUCCACCACCUUCCAAGUCCAAGAGCUCGAACCAAGCUGCUCCUGUUCUUGCUGCCCCUGCUGUGGCUCCUGGGCCAGUGUCCGUCAUCGACACCAGUCCUGCAUCUCCUUCCAUGCCCCAGACAACCUUGACUCCAGCCCAGGAGUCUCCUGUUGCCUCCAAAGAUGAGUCACCACCACCAUCCCCACCCCCAUCUUACCAUCCACCCCCACCACCUACUAAGAAGCAAGAGGUGCUGGAGGAAGUCCCACCUCCUCCGGAAGCUGCUGUGGAGAUCCUUCCAGAUCCCAGCUGGCCACCACCACCACCACCUGCACCUGAGGAACAGGACCUGUCGAUGGCUGACUUCCCCCCUCCUGAGGAGGUCUUCUUCAAUGCAGGCCCUGAGCUUGGCCCUCUGGAGUCCUGCAGCUCUGAGGCUGCCGUCCCCCCAGCUGCUAGCUUGUCCCAGUCUCCUCCACCAGCUCCACCUCCUCCAGCUAGUUCUGGGUCAGAACCUCUGGCCAGGCUCCCACAGAAAGACUCAGUGGGCAAGAACAGCGGGGCUCCCAGGGAGGAUGCUGGCACACCUCUGGUCACACCCUCGCUCCUGCAGAUGGUCCGGCUUCGCUCUGUGGGUGCUUCCACAGGGAUUCCAAACCCUUCUCCGGGUUCAUCGGCCCCUCAGAAGCCUCUGCGAAGAGCCCUGUCUGGGCGCGCCAGCCCAGUGACUGCUCCCUCCUCUGGGCUCCAUGCUGCCGUCCGACUCAAGGCCUCCAGCCUGGCUGCCAGUGAAAGUCCUGCAAGUGCUCUGCCCACUGGAAUACCAGAGGCAGAGCCACGGUCGCCACAGUCUCCUGCCUCAAAGGCCAGUUUCAUCUUCUCCAAGGGCACCAAAAAACUGCAGCUUGAGAGGCCCGUGUCCCCCGAGGCCCAGGCUGACCUCCAGCGGAAUCUGGUGGCUGAACUUCGGAGCAUUUCAGAGCAGCGGCCACCUCCCCAGGCCCAGAAGAAGCCUUCCAAGGCUCCCCCACCAGUGGCCCGCAAACCCUCAGUGGGAGUCCCUCCUCCGUCCCCCAGUCUUCCCAGGGCAGAGUCUCUUACUGCUCCAUCCACCAAUGGGCUCCCUCACGCUGAGGACAGGACUAACGGGGAGCUGGCGGAGAAUGGAGGUGUGCAGCUGGCUGCUACAGAGAAGAUGGCCCCCCCUGGUUCAGAUCCACAGAAGAAACUGGUCUGACCGUCAUCACUCAACUGGCCCUGCUGACCCAUCCCAGGGAUACAGUCUCUCAGGGACCCGAGCAGCUCCAAGGAACAGAGGAUUUGGCAGACACAACCUAAGACAGGAUGCCUGCGGCCUUAAUCUCCACAGCCUCCAUGUUUAUGCAAGCCUGGUGUUGCCCAUCCUCCAAAUUACCCCUCCCCUCAUGCCUUUGCCUGAAAGGAUUCACCUCCAGCAGCCCUUCAGCCUCGGCCUUAGCCUCCACUUGAAGAAGGUAGCUGGUGGGAGGGGGUGGCUGUGCCCCCCCACCCCGGCCCCCAAGGCCACAGUGGUGGGAGGGGAGCAGAAUACGUUGUUUAUUUUGUUUCAUGUCUGGAAUCAUGUUUAUUGUAAUCCAGAAUCAAAGCACUUUGCAAAGUGGCUACAUGUCCAUCCUCCAGGGCUCAGGAAACAAUAUUCCAAGAGCCUGUUUACACAGUGGUAGCGCCAGUGCUUGGUAGCCAGCCCCCAGCUGGGACCAGUCUGUCCACUCUGCCAAUCCAGUCCACUCCUUUCCUUAGUUCUCGGAGAUGGGCAAGUCUCAUGCCCAUAGGCUCCCCAGGCUGCUGGCAGGAGUGGGGCUGUGGAAUUCCAAAGCACAAAAGGUGCAGUCGAGGCUAGCCUUCCUGUGCCUCAACUCACCACCAACCACUCUCCUGCCUUCCAGUUCUGUCAGGUGCUCCUUCUAGGGGACUCAUGGUGAGGAGAGAGAAGCCAGAGGAGGCCUGUGGGCACUAUACUAAGAAACCAAAAACCAGACUAGGGAGCCAUCUGGAUGUUGGCAUGUUGGGUACCUGUCCUGUGACACUUGAUUGUGCUUGGGUGGAUGGGCACAGCCUCAGAGCCAGGAGCUCAUGGGAUGUGUCCAUUUCGGCUUGGCAGAAAAUACUGCCAAGGUGUGGGGAGGGUCUGGCAGGGACUUCCUUCCUGGGCAGUGGGCCCAGGCCUAUUCCUCAGAUUCUUUCUCUGACCUGUCUCCACUCUUCGGUGCAUGUCCUUUCUGCAGCUACCUUUCUGCCAGGUGGAGGGAGCUGUGGGUUUGUGGCCAAGAUGGGGAGCCAAAGGCUUAUGUUACUACCCCAGGCUCUUCUCUAGAAGAGGGGAUAAGCCGUGAUCUUUCCAGCAGGCCGGUGGCUAUCCCCAGAGAGCAGCCUCUGCUUUCUCUUCCUAGAAUCUCAUGACUUGUACCACCUCGAGGUGAGCUGGAGUUCCUGUAGGCUCCAUGGCUGCUGGGAGGGAGGACAAUCAAAUUAAGUCCUUUUCUGCCCCAGGAUGCAGGGCUGGUCGGAAGCCCUCGGGGACGGGGAGGCAGCCGCCUUGGCUUCCCCUCUCCUGGGUCGCUGGAGCUCUUGCCCUGGCUUGGGUUCUUCUCUGUGUUUCCCCACCGGGUGGGCCACAGUACAAAGAAGGAAGGAGAGUCUACAAGAGACAUCUCUGUCCUCUGGGGUAAAUGAGCUUGACCUUGUGCAAAUGGAGAGACCAAAAGCCUCUGAUUUUUAAUUUGCAUAAAAAUAUUAGAAGAGAGAAAUAUAUAUCUAUAUUUCCUUACUUUGAGUCUUUGAUAUGUCUCUAUAAACAAUCCUUUCCCUAUGCCUCCUCCUCUGAAGCUUGAGUGAGACACAUGACAAAGCUGUGUUUCAUUAAAAGGUAUUAAUUAAAUGAUUGAAACUUG